Messenger RNA from Lithohypha guttulata, 843 nucleotides. RefSeq lists its product as uncharacterized. Bases 1 to 843 code for a protein of 280 amino acids. The transcript is spliced from 2 exons. The record is from RefSeq and is a predicted model, not a curated record. Lineage: Eukaryota; Fungi; Ascomycota; Eurotiomycetes; Chaetothyriales; Trichomeriaceae.
AUGACUACCCUUCCCGACCAAGUCAAAUCUAACACCGCAAUUGUCCUGGUCCCUGGCUCAUUCUCUCCAACUAGUUUUUACACACACGUUGUCCGCAUACUCUCUCAACAAGGCUUCGAGCACAUCUCACCCACUCCACUACUCUCAGCCUGCCCACCCUCAGACCUCCGUACGCCACCAGCCAAGCUCGAAGAUGACAGCUUAUAUAUCCGCGAAGUCAUCCAGGCCCACCUCUCAAAAGGCCGCGACGUUGUCCUAGUCGCGAAUUCGUAUGGUGGCUUUCCCAGCACUGAAGCGAUAUCCGGCCUUCCGAGCCGCGCAUCACUGACCACUGAAAGCGAUUCCACGCAGACAGGAGCAGUAGUUGGCAUGAUCUACCUCAGCAGCUUCGUCCCAUUACCAGGAGAUAGUAUACGAAACGUCAUGGCCGAGUACCUCUUCGAACCACUUAAAACAGGCGCGAAAGGCGAGUAUAUGACUCUUCCUGAGGGCAGUGGACCGGGUAUCUUCAAAGACACUGCUUUCACCAACGAAGCGCAGAUACAGGCCUGGUUCGAGACGAUGACGAGACAUAGUUCUGAUUCAUUUGAUGGGCAGGUCAAAAACGACAUGUGGAGUGAGGGAGAGAACAGAUUCAAGGGACGGGUGGUGUAUAUUGCUGGUGAUAAUGAUGAUGUUGUGCCAAUUGCGUUAGCGCAGAGCAUGAUCAACAAGGUUGAGGAGAUAAGUGGUAAGAAGGAUGUUGUGAAGUAUAUUCAGAUCGAGGGUGGUGGACAUGGAAUGCAUCUCAGCAGACCCGAGGUUGUAGUCAAGGCGAUCACAGAUGUCCUGGAAGGGCUGUGA